AUAGUUGAGAAUGUAGCCAGGAUAACUAUUGGAAUUUCUAGUGCUUUAUCUGUUUUUUCCUGUUUAGAUUCCUUCUGCUGUCUGUGAGCUUUAAAUUUGCUUUUAUUCUGCCCUCAUUUAGUUGCUGUUUUACAUACUCAGGUCUGCGUCUGUCAUUGUGCAAUCACCGCGUGAUCAUCGUCGUAUUCUUGCUCUGAAGAACUACAUCAAGAGAGCCAAUUUAUUGCGGCUGGUGAAGAGGGAAAGACUGGUUGAGCAGCGGGAAGAUCGUGUCGAAAGGCAUGAUCAAAGAGUUGAAAAGCGGGAAAUUCGUGCUGAUGAGAAAGAGUUGAUGAAUCACACCAUUGCCAACGGUCUUGAGCAAGAAAGGAAAAAACUCGAGAAAGACAAGCAGGAAGCUUCCGUUGCUCUGCAACAAGAUAGAAUGAAGUUUGAGGAAGAAAGGAAGUCUGCUUUGCUGGCUCUGGAAGAAGGAAGGAGAAAGCUUGAUGAGUACAAGUUGCAAGUUUCUCAGCAAGCAGUCGCGCAUGUAAAGGGAGAUGCUUCUGUUGACGAGAAGGAUAAGGGGCAAGUUUCUCUUGUUGUGAGCUCUGUUCAAACUGCUGACACUCGCCUUGGGCUUGUGGAGAAACUUAUCGACAUCCCAAAGAGGACACAGGCAAUGGGGAAAAGCAUCUGCGAGAACUCUGAGAUCGUGAAGAAGUUUAUCCGUCCAAAUGCAUCGAAGAUAAAGAAGGUUCUUAGUGCUGCAACGACCACAAGUAUCAUUACGGCGCUGCGAGUGGAAAUCGGCCAACUGAUUGGGCUCCCGUCGGGAGGCUCGAACGGAGACUCAAAGGUCCCUUUUGUGAAUGGUACUGGAAAUGGAGCUUCCUCUACGGUGGCUGGUGCUGAGGCUGCCUCUACGGUGGCUGCUGCUGAGGCUCCCUCUACGGUGGCUGCUGCUGAGGCUCCCUCUACGGUGGCUGCUGCUGAGGCUCCCUCUACGGUGGCUGCUGCUGAGGCUCCCUGUACGGUGGCUGGUGCUGAGGCUGCCUCUACGGUGGCUGGUGCUGAGGCUGCCUCUACCGCGGCUGGAGGCAAGGCUGUGUGAAUUAGCCUGGGUGUUGGUGAAGUGCGUGGAACUUUGUGAUCUAUCCUCUGAAAGCUUUCUUCUGUGUGAAGUGCGCUAUGUAACUGUCGUCCAAAUCUCCGCUAUGUAACUGUCGUCCAAAUCUCAGUUAAACAUUUUAGCCCUGUCGUUGUUGGCUUGAAUCUUGGUUCUAUGUUUUGUAACGUAAUCUGGUAACGGUGUGGCGUGGAUAUGGUUGUUUUUGUUUGUUUUGACUUCGACGGAAUCAGAUUAUGUUAAGGAGUGGCUUC
This is a messenger RNA of Triticum dicoccoides, 1362 nucleotides long. RefSeq lists its product as uncharacterized. The transcript is spliced from 2 exons. The record is from RefSeq and is a predicted model, not a curated record. Bases 332 to 1093 code for a protein of 253 amino acids. NCBI's taxonomy places the organism in Eukaryota, Viridiplantae, Streptophyta, Magnoliopsida, Poales, Poaceae.